AUGGCGCACAACGGUUUCGGUUCUACUGGAUUGGGCAUGCCCACCGGAGGACUAGCUUCGCGUCGUGGCGGUGGCCAGAACAUCAAGCCUCUGUCCUUCGAAGCCAUCAAGGCUGCUUCUGAACACAAGGAUAACGGUGUUCCAACCCCGCGAACCAGUCGAUCUCACCUGCUUGCAGGCCUCAGAACGGCCCCGAAAUCAGCUACGGCAACUUCUUUCGCUGCCGCUUCCCCCACUUCUGCUGUCCCACCUUCUCAUGUGCAUGGCAGGAAUAGCGUCGCCGGAAACAUGUACGGCAACCAAGAGAACAUGUACGCCGGACCCAAGACUUCUCUUCCUCGCCUAUCGUCCCAGCAGCAGCAGCAACAUCAGCCGCAGCAGCAGCAAGGUUACAAUCAGAUGAUGAACAUGAGCCACCAGCAGUACACUGCUGAGCAGAUUUUGGCACCUCCCGAGCUUCAUCUUGACGAACAGGUUCAGGAUCAGAUGGACCCUUCCCUGUAUGCUCAGUUGGUAGCCACCAAUAUGUAUUUGGCCCAGCAGCAGCAACGACUACAGCAGCAGUUGCUCAGUGUUCAGGCUGCUGCCCAGCAGUUUCAGAACAUGAGCCUCAGCGGGCAGUCCGUACUACAGCAGCAGAUGGCUCUGCAGAACUUGUAUCAUCAACAACAGCAACUCAAGAACCUUCAGCAGUCGAUGGCCACAUCUAUUCCCACUCAGCAAAAUCUGUACACCUACUUCGACCCCGCGUCUGGCCAGCAGGUGUACUACAUUGAUCAGGGUGUCGGCCAGAUGAGCAACGCCAACGCCAGCAACAACUACGUUGAGCGAACUCCUGGCACCCCCCAGGGUUAUAACCGCCAUCAGCCCAGCAACAGCACGCCUCGUGUGCAAGUUUCGCCGCCGCCUGCCGAGAACACCCCGCCUACGUUCCGGACCACCUCGCCCCCGAAGAAAGUAGAGUUGACGGCAGAGCCCACGCCUCUUCCGCCACCAUCUGCUAACGCUUUCCGUCGAGGUCAUAAGAAGUCAUCGUCUCUGGCGGGUGUCAAUAAGGGAUUGUCUCUAUCGACGGACGAAGCACCGAAGUCAGCUGGUCCAAAGACCGCCUCUUUCCCGUUGACGCCCAUGACUAAUGGUGGUUAUGGUCCCGGUCAGGGUCGGGCUGGCGAGCAUCCGAUUCGGCAGCCUCGUGGUCCUCCAGCGCUGGAUGAACUUAGGGCGAAGCCCACUGCCAAGCAUGAGGGUAGCAAGAACUUUGCGGCGCGAACUCGCCGCUCUGCUGUCCACAACUUGGUGAAGGCUGGUAUGGUUAGACGUAAGGGUACGGGUAGUAGCUGCGGAAGCAUGAGCCCCGUAUCUGAGUGCGCCGAGGAAGUAGGUAGCCCCUUGACCGAUAACGAGUCUGAUUCUGGACGUAGUGGCUCGGGCAGCCUCUCCGGCGACGCGGAACCGAGUCUGGCUAGUUCCAGGACUUCCACCAGUGGCAGCUGGGGAGCUAUUGGCUCCGAUCGACCGGGCUCGCGUCAGAAGUCGCGCAAGAGUGUCGAUAGCCUGUCUAGCGGCGGUGAGGGUGAAGGUAGCUUUGCGAGCGUGUUCAAGAAUGGUUCUCAACGACCAGGCAAGACCGAGUCGAUCGACGGACAGAGGAAAGCGCCUAUGCUCGUCCUCACUAGCGCCGAGAAGCGCAAAGGUGGCGUCGUGGUGGCUUAA
Messenger RNA from Annulohypoxylon truncatum, 1713 nucleotides. RefSeq lists its product as uncharacterized. NCBI's taxonomy places the organism in Eukaryota, Fungi, Ascomycota, Sordariomycetes, Xylariales, Hypoxylaceae. The record is from RefSeq and is a predicted model, not a curated record. The transcript has a single exon. The coding region runs from base 1 to 1713 and encodes 570 amino acids.